AUGCUGAAAGAUCGAAUCCACGACGAAUUGCUUUCACCGGAAAACCUGCGCAACCCGUAUCCGUAUUACGCGAUGUUGCGGGAAGAAGCGCCGGUCUACUGGAACGAGAAGUUCGACACUUGGGUGAUCACGUCAUACCAGGCGGUGGUGUGGUCGCUGCGCCAUCCGGAGUACUUCUCGUCCGAGGUGUUCCUGCGGGACGAUAAGCCACCCAGUCCGCCGAUUUCGGAAGAGGACUUCUCAAAGUACAAGUUCAAUCUCGACUACAUGAACAAUUGGUUCAUCCGCCGGGACCGGCCCGAUCACCUGCGGAUGCGGCGCGCCGUCCAUCCGGUGUUCAACCCCAAGUACAUCGACAACCGUUUCCGGGCGAUGGUACAGGGCAUCAUCCAGGACCUCUUGAAAGACUUUGAUCCGCAAAGCGGGGAUAUGGAUGUGCUAAGGGACUUCGCCAAUGCCAUGCCGGUGCUGGUUAUCGCCAACUGGCUGGGGAUGCCGGCGGAGGACCGCGAGUUCCUGCGAACGCUGUCCCGGCAGUUGCUGUCGUUGGAUCAGGAAUCGCCGGACCGGCACACCCGGGUACACGAGGCCAUUACCACCCUGAAUGAUUAUGUCAACCCACUGGUGGAAGAGCGUGUCAGCGAACCAUCCGAUGACCUGCUGUCGGUCCUGGCUAUCGGUGAACGCGAGGGGGAACUGAGCCGGGAAGAGGUGCUGGGCAACACCCUGUUGCUGCUCAUCGCCGGCCACCAGACCACGAUCAACCUGGUGGGCAACGGGACCAUGGCGCUGAUGAAGAACCCCGAGCAAUGGAACAUGCUCAAGGAGGACGACAGCCUCCUGGUACGCGCGACGGAGGAACUGCUCCGCUACGAUUCUCCGGUGAAGCGAGCCCCGCGUAUCGCGCUGGAGGACAUCGAACUGGGCGGCGAGAAGAUCCGCGAAGGUGAGAAGGUGAUGACCAUCAUCAACUCCGCCAACCGGGAUCCGAUGGCCUUCGAGAACCCCGAGGAUCUGGACAUCACGCGCUACCCGAAUCCGCACGUCGCUUUCGGCGGCGGGAUCCACCAUUGCCUGGGAGCCAACCUGGCUCGUCUGGAAGGGCAGGAAGCGUUCCGGGCGCUGACCCGCAAGUUCCCACCGUUCAAGUUCGCCAGCGAUCCGAACCAGCUGGAGUACCAUAACCUGCUGAACAUCCGCGGCGUGGUGAGCCUGCCGGCCGAGUGGUAG
This is a messenger RNA of Geodia barretti, 1230 nucleotides long. Lineage: Eukaryota; Metazoa; Porifera; Demospongiae; Tetractinellida; Geodiidae. The record is from the annotation of a GenBank genome assembly.